GUCGGUGGUGGGACUCUCGGGAGCUCUGGUGAAUCCUGCGUGUCUGCGGCUGGUUGGAGAUGCCCGGCCGGGGCGUGCACCCGGAGGACAGCGCUGUGCCGGUCCCCGCCGGCGGCCGGACCUUACACAAGGAGGAUCUUUGCAACAAGAUUAAAGAACAAAAAGUCGUUGUGGAUGAACUUUCUAACCUGAAGAAGAACAGGAGAGUAUACAGGCAACAGCAGAACAGCAAUAUAUUCUUCCUGGCAGACCGCACAGAGAUGCUCUCUGAAAGCAAGAAUAUAUUGGAUGAAUUGAAAAAAGAAUACCAAGAAAUAGAAAAUUCUGAGAAGAGCAGUAUCAAGAAAUAGUCGACCUGACUUCACAUCAUCAUGUGUGGCAUUUGCUGUUUUGUAAGCUUUUCUGUUGAACACUGUAGAAAAGAUUUGAAAGAAGAUUUACUAUGUAAUCUUAAACGCCGGGGUCCUGACAGCAGUAAACAGUUGUUAAAAUGUGA
Messenger RNA from Oryctolagus cuniculus (rabbit), 496 nucleotides. It is a transcript of the gene ASDURF, whose product is annotated as ASNSD1 upstream open reading frame. The record is from RefSeq and is a predicted model, not a curated record. Lineage: Eukaryota; Metazoa; Chordata; Mammalia; Lagomorpha; Leporidae.